This is a messenger RNA of Morchella importuna, 1782 nucleotides long. RefSeq lists its product as uncharacterized. NCBI's taxonomy places the organism in Eukaryota, Fungi, Ascomycota, Pezizomycetes, Pezizales, Morchellaceae. The transcript is spliced from 3 exons. The record is from RefSeq and is a predicted model, not a curated record. The coding region runs from base 1 to 1782 and encodes 593 amino acids.
AUGCCUCUGGAAACCAUUCAAAGGGAAGAAACAGCGAGUGCUGCCCCAUCCAGGAAUCCUACCCCAGUCCCUAAGGAUAAGGGUAAACGCCGUGCUUCUGCCUCCUCUCCCAGUGCUGUUAAGAAAGUAAAGCUUGACCAGAAAGCAAUCGAAGCUGCUAAGCACACCGUUACCAACUGGAAACAGUUUCUUCCCCAGGCGCUUCUCGGCUCUGUCCUUGCCUGUGAUGAUUUCGAAGAUUGGAAACGGGCUUCACGUUGUUUGGUAUCUGUAUUGUUUUUCAAGAUUCGGGGUCCCCUGGUAGCGCAUAGAAAGAGUCUGGGCAACGCAAUAAUUCCACCCGCACUGCGCUCAAAGGGAGUAGACCUUCAUGCAUGGCUGACGUUUCUUCUUUCCGAGUUACAAUCGACCAUCAUCCAUAACCAUUGGAUCAAGACCAGAGAAGCUCUUGAGUCUUAUGGUGAAGAUAAUUGUGCCCGAGCACGAGAGGAAGCCCGCAGGAAUCGCGAAGUUACUCACGCAAGAAAUGGAGACAUCGCAGCUUUCCCCACUCCGGAAUCUGUUCAAGAGGUUAUUACCUUAUCAUUUAAGGAUAUUUUAAGUCUCUGGGCCCCUAUCCUACGUGAUAUCCACCCUAGGUACCUUAACGAAAACGAAAGCGACAAUCAGUCUGAUAACUGGCUAGCAAACCUGGAGAGUUCGUCAUACGAUAUUUUAGCAAGGUUUGCGUCCGGAAAUCUUUAUGCCAUUCCCGGAUCAGAAUACUCGCCACACUCUCGCGCUAUAGAUUUGAGGGCUACCAGCUGCGUAUUAACGGAGCUCGCUUGGCCGGAGGUUAUCAUCCCGGAGGCUUGGUCGGAUUACCCCAAUGAUUGGGGUACCCUUGCCGAUAUCUGGCCAAGGCAUGAUGAUAACGUCAACCGGCUCGAGGUACUUAGCGAUGACGAGGGCGGUGAGGGUGGGGGCGUAGGCCUCGAUGAAGAAGAUAUAAACACCGUCUUUCCGCCGGUUUCUAGGUUCCCAGAGACUGGUGGCCCGGAACUGCCCGCUGAUGUCCUUGAACGUAUUGAAACCACCCAUAGAGCGGAUGUAGAGGAUACAUCCAAGGUUAUCAACGUACUUCUCACGGGAAAGGACAUGUGGAAGGGGUUCAGGUUCAACUUUUAUCCGGGAAAUGAAGCAGAGCGGUCUCAGCUUUCCGAAGAGUAUAUCACUCAGGAAUCGAGCCUUAUUGCGCAGAUGUCCAAUUCAGCGCAAGCGAUUUAUCUUACUGAGAAAUUCCGGCAACAGAAGGAGCAGCUAGUUCUUGUUGGAACCAUGAUUAAGCGGAAGGAGAAAUGUCUGGACGAAGACAUUGCCAAGCUCACCCAAGAGGCAGCGGAGUCUCAGUGUUUCGCUGACGAGCUUCAAGAUACAUGGGCGUCAUUUCGUGCAAAAGCCAAAGAAAGGGAGGAGAGGGUGAAGGGACUUGCCAGGUCCAAGCUGGCCUCCGGGAACAUCCACUUCCAGUCCGGUGAUGACCGCCUGACCCAAAUGGUCAAUCCCACCCCGAAAAGAACUCCUAAAAGACAGGCUCAACCAAUUGGAAACAUCCGACUCCCAGAGCCCUCGGAACAGGAAGCGGAGUCCCAGAAACCGGAGUCUCCGGAUUACCAAAAGAGGUUCGGGGUAAUACCAACAGAACAAGCGACCCCCGACUCGGACCACCAAGAUGAGAAUCCGGGUGAUAGCGAAGGUGAAUCAUGUAUACUCUUGCCACAACAAGAUACUUUGGAGGCAUGA